Molecule: messenger RNA, 946 nt
Organism: Saccoglossus kowalevskii
Lineage: Eukaryota; Metazoa; Hemichordata; Enteropneusta; Harrimaniidae
Product: receptor-type tyrosine-protein phosphatase mu-like
Biological process (GO): protein dephosphorylation
Molecular function (GO): protein binding; protein tyrosine phosphatase activity
Source: RefSeq, a predicted model, not a curated record
GUGAGACUGAAAGACCGAACACAAAGAUCUUUAACGAUAGAGUGGAAGAAGCAACCCUACCAUGAUAUUUUAAGCUACAUGAUUACAGUCUCGCUGGUUAACAGGCCGUACGAUGAUUUGUACACGAGUACAUCCACUGUGACUCCAUUUGAGUAUUCCACUGGGAAAACUGAAGUGACAGCAUCACAGUUAAAAUCUGGAAGUGAAUAUGAAAUCCAAGUGCAGCCAUAUUUCACUGAUGGCCCUGGUUCUUUGUCUAAGCCAUUCCGGUUCAUGACAAAGAUAAAAGUGCCUUUGCCAUCUGAUAUCAGACUACCAGUGCUCCUCGAUUCGAACACACUAACCACUCAGCUGGUAUUAUUAGAACCAAUUAAAAGCCAGGAUGCACCAAUCAGUUCUUAUAAAGUGGUGUUACGGACUGUAAAAGAAGCUAAAAGACGGAAACGAGAUGAUUACUCCAUAUUGGAUGAAGAUAGUUGGCAACUUGUGGACUAUGACAGUGCUCAACAGCUAGGUACAGAGCAUUAUGUCACAGCCGGGUUUGACUCAAACGCAUUACCGAGGGAGUUUGUCAUCGGCAAUGGUGAAUUGUACAAUGAAUAUUACAAUGCACCUUUGGUACCUGGGUCAACGUAUGAAGUCUUCUUUGGAAUGAUUUCAGAAACAGAGCUGGAGACGGAAGCUGUAUUCACAACAGAUCCUGUCAGUUUUACAGUGGAUGGUCAGAGUGAAAGUAUCCAACCAGUCAUCUUAGCUGCGGUGGUUGGUGUAUUACUGGUCAUACUGGCAGGAGUUGUCACAGUCCUUUGUGUUGUCUGGUGUCAAAGAAGAGCAAAGAAGGCUCAGCCACCAGUUGUUGAGAAUGGAAGACCUCCGAUAUAUUUACCGAGUAAAGAGAGAAGGCAAAAUGUUAAGAAAUUGGUUGUGGAUGCACACGAACUCCAAG